AAUGCAUCAGUUGUUAACGCAAACGAAUCCACACAAAGCAUCAUGAACUCCUUGGCUAUUGUAGCUUUCUUCGCCGCUUUGGCAGCUAGCAGCGCGUCAGUCAUCGCUCCUUCAGCAAGGAUCAUCCAAGGACCGAGCGCCAGGGCCACAGUAGCUGGACCUGACGGCAGUAUAAUCUCUUCCGUAGCUCCAGGAGGACAAAUCGUUGCCGAAGAUUACUCAGGAUAUGUCGCUCAUGCAGCUCCAGUAGUCGCCGCCCCCGUAGUGUCCGCCUAUGCUUCCCUCCCUGCUUACACCGCAUAUUCCGCUCCUGUGAUUUCUAGCUACUCUGCCCCCGUAGUGUCUGCCUAUACCGCCCCCUCAGUAGUUGCCAGUGGUGUAGUUGCCCAAAAAUCUGUUGACUCAGUAGUUGCUGGUCCAUCCGGUACCAUCGCUACCAGCAAGACUGUCGCUACCCCCGCUAUAUACGCCGCUCCAGCAGUAUACGCCGCCCAUGGAGUUCGUGGACUUUAUCUUUGAGUGGUUUCGUUUGUAGAUAGCUGAAUUUUUGUAGAAUAAAAGACUUUUGAGAU
Messenger RNA from Leptinotarsa decemlineata (Colorado potato beetle), 572 nucleotides. RefSeq lists its product as uncharacterized. The record is from RefSeq and is a predicted model, not a curated record. NCBI's taxonomy places the organism in Eukaryota, Metazoa, Arthropoda, Insecta, Coleoptera, Chrysomelidae.